AUGCCUUUGCGCGCCAAGGUGAACAACCCAGCUAUUGCUGGGCAUGCUAGGUCGUUCUCAGCUCUCCCUGAGAUCCCCAAGGAACAGCCUGGCGACGACCCUGAUGAUGUCCUCUUCAACUCCCUCUACGGUGUCCGAUCGAUCGAGCUCAAUCGGCCCAAGAAGCUCAAUUCGUUGAACGCCUCCAUGGCGCGGAAGAUCAUUCCCAGGCUUCUGGAAUGGGAAAAAUCUCAACUGGCCAAUAUCAUCAUCAUCUUGGGCGCUGGAAGCAAGGCUUUCUGCGCUGGUGGAGACGUGACCGCCCUCGCUCAGCAGAAUAAGGAGGGCCCCGAGGGUCAGCAGAAAUCGGCGGAUUACUUCGCGCUCGAAUACCAACUGGACCACCUGAUUGCGACCUACAGCAAGCCCUACGUGGCCAUAAUGGACGGGAUUACCAUGGGUGGCGGCGUGGGCUUGAGCGUGCAUGCUCCAUUCCGGAUUGCAACCGAGCGCACUGUGUUUGCCAUGCCCGAGACCACCAUCGGUUUCUUCCCAGAUGUCGGCGGCUCUUUCUUCCUCUCGCGUCUGGACGGUGAGAUCGGGACGUACCUGGCCCUGACCUCGGAACGGCUGCACGGGGUCCAGACGUUGUACGCUGGAAUCGCGACGCACUACCUUCACUCGAGCGUCCUGGGCAACUUGACCGCUCGACUGUCAGAGCUGGUUUUUAAGGACUAUGCCAGCCUCCCGGAGCGUCUGGAUCUGGUCAACAAGACCAUCGCCGAAUUUUCCACGGGGUUGCCGCCGAUUGACGAGGAGCCGAUCCUGCUCCGGGGAUCGCUCCGCAAUGCGAUUGACCGAUGCUUCAAAUACAACACCGUGGAGGAGAUCAUCAAGGCUCUCGAGAACGAGACGAAGAACAAGGAGUGGGCGCAGAAGACCCUGGAGACGCUGUCGAUGCGCUCCCCGACCUCGCUCAAGGUGACGCUCCGCCAGCUUCGUCUGGGCAAGAAAUGGGGGAUUGCAGAGACGUUCCGGCGGGAGCACCAGAUCGCGGCGAAGUUCAUGCGGCAUCCGGACUUCGUCGAGGGCGUGUCCGCGCGGCUCAUCUCGAAGCCUCCGACCCAGGCGAAAUGGCAACCGGACAGCCUCGAGGCGGUGACGAACGAGGACGUCGACGCCUUCUUCGAGAUCCCGGACGGUCAGCAGAAACUGCCGCUCUUCAACAGCACCAACUACACGCGAUACCCCCACGCCCACUACGCGCUGCCCAGCGAGAAGGAGAUCGAGAAGUUUGUGCGCGACAACUCCAAGUCGCAGGCGCACACCGUCCAGGAGUUCGUCAGCAAGUGGGGACACAAGGAAGGCGUGCGGGAGAAGGUUGCCGAGGUGCUGGCCCGGCGGACAGUCAAGACGCCUGAAGGGUUGAGAUGGAGAGAGGAUGAGGAGUAA
Messenger RNA from Rasamsonia emersonii CBS 393.64, 1431 nucleotides. RefSeq names its product Enoyl-CoA hydratase. Gene Ontology annotation, biological process: L-valine catabolic process. Gene Ontology annotation, cellular component: mitochondrion. Bases 1 to 1431 code for a protein of 476 amino acids. The transcript has 3 exons. The record is from RefSeq and is a predicted model, not a curated record. NCBI's taxonomy places the organism in Eukaryota, Fungi, Ascomycota, Eurotiomycetes, Eurotiales, Trichocomaceae. Gene Ontology annotation, molecular function: 3-hydroxyisobutyryl-CoA hydrolase activity.